UAGUGAAAAGCCUAUUGAUGAGCACAGGGGCGUGGUGUCGCUUGUCUCCACACGUGCAAACACUUAAAAACCGCCGUGGCCAUUUGUUGGUUGCUCACUGGGGCAGCACGGAAGCGUACUGUCCGCAACUCAUUUCUGUUGUAGCUGGGCAGGCAAACGGCUAAAAUGCUGCCGGACGCCUACGGUUGCGUUGUGGCGAACAGGUUCGGGAAUCUUCUGGAUGACGAUGCAGACCCGUUUGACUUGAUGAGCGAAGUGGAAAUGGCGAAGGAGAAAAAGAAAAAGAAGAAGGAGGAAGACGAGAAGAGAGCUAAACCGAAAAAGCCUGGUCAGAGGGAAUCCCAGAAGGACAGACGCACCCCCCUCGCGUCGGAUGGUCAAGAGCCGGUUAUAGCCCGGAAGCCUCAGCCUCAGUCACGUCCUGGACCAGUGACCGAGAGCAGAAAUGGCAGAGAGGAGGCCCAGAGGAGCACGAAGAAGGCUGCCUUUGGGGAGCGAAGGGCCAACCAAGAGGAGUACCCGCAGGAGUUCCCCAUCUCAAAACCUUCGGAUAAUGCAGGCUCUGACUUCAGGGCCAGAGGAGGGAUCAGAGGUAGGAGAGGUGGAGGAGGAUACACAAGGAACUUGGAUAACCUCAACUUGAGGGGCAAGAGAGAGUAUGAUCGACACAACGGAACAGGUAUCUCUCCUGAGGAAAAGAGAGGAGGCAGAGGACCCUGGAACUGGGGCUGUGUUGAAGAAGCUGCAAGUGAAUUAAUGGAGGUGACAUCUGAUGCUCCGGCCAAAUCUGAGGAGCCCCAAAUACCCGUGGAGGAAGAGAAUCAGAAUCGAGCAGUGGAAGAGGAUGGAGAGAUGGUGGUCCAGGUUGCCAUGGAGAUGACCCUGGAUGAGUGGAAGGCCCUGCAGGCGGUGGGUCGUCCCAAGGUGGAGUUUAAUAUUCGCAAAGCAGAGAACAAAAUUCCCUCUAAAGCCAAGGUCAUCCAUCAGUCAAAGCACCUGGAGAAAUUCACAGGGACUGUGGAGGACAUGGAGGAUGACGGCAACUUCUUCCGGAAGUCUGUUAAUGACAUCACCUCCCUCUUGGACAUCAAUUUCGGGAGUCUUGGACGCCCCAGUCGUGGUGGUCGGGGAAGGGGAGCACGAGGUGGUCCCAUUAGUCGUCCAGAGAGACCCAAGCCCGUACUGGAAAGGGAAGAUGACUUGGCUCCUAAUCCAGAUGACCCAGAAGACUUCCCAGCACUAUCAGCAAAAAGAUAACUGAAAUAACCUAAUGCACUUAUUUUCAUUUAUCUCCUGUGGGGAAAGUUGGUUGCACUUGACACUCCAUUUCAUGUUUCUGCUGUUCUUAAGGUUUGGGGGUUUUAUUGUACUUGAUUUAUUUUGUUCUAUUGCACUAAAGGCACUGUUCAGCACUUGACUCCCAGAGAAUAAAAUGCUUUUGCGAGUUUA
Scatophagus argus is the source of this 1449-nucleotide messenger RNA. RefSeq names its product intracellular hyaluronan-binding protein 4-like. The record is from RefSeq and is a predicted model, not a curated record. Gene Ontology annotation, molecular function: RNA binding. The transcript is spliced from 9 exons. Bases 166 to 1257 code for a protein of 363 amino acids. Gene Ontology annotation, biological process: positive regulation of translational initiation; positive regulation of RNA splicing. NCBI's taxonomy places the organism in Eukaryota, Metazoa, Chordata, Actinopteri, Scatophagidae. Gene Ontology annotation, cellular component: cytoplasm; nucleus.